UUAUGACCACGUUAUUCUGAGGGUCCAAAAUAUCAGAGUCCUAAGUCCUAGAUGCACCCAGACCUGGGAGAUGAGCACAGAGGUGGAGAAGAGUGGAAUGAAAGGCUCCCCCAGACGAGGGGAAAGAACAAUCUAGGACACAGUUUCAGCCUCCAGCUUCCGUCUCUGAGGGGCCCGCUCGGCUUUCCACAGCCGGGUUCGGCAAAAUUCCCGUUUCCUACUGGAAUUCACUGAGGACCAGCAUCCAUCUGUCCAUCCCGACAGAGUGGAAACCAAAUGCACAGCCUGCAGUCCUGUCCACGUGCGGUCCUGCUCACGUGCAGUCCUGUGGCCGCUCCACGUGGAGCAGGAGGGGGGCCUGCUUGCCAGGUGAAGUGUCCGUAAAGCAAGCCAGUUUCUCGUCGGCCGCACCCCCAGACCAUGGCGUGGAACAAGCAAGAGAAGGCAGCUCCGUCACAGUCGCACUGCUGCCGCUUGCCGACCAUUGGCUGUGCUGCUCGAUGGUCCGAGGACCCUGUUCGUGGUGGGAGCUCAGGCCGCACAGCUGCUCAGCAUCUCACGGUCGGUGGUUCCGUCUCUACCAGGCCCAGUAGCAAGCCAGGAAUUAUUUCUCAGAAGGACAGUAACUGUCUCCAGAAGAAGGCGUGGUUUCCUGCUGCUGCUUUUCUCAGCCCCGGACGUGAGCCCCCGGAGUCUCCUGCUGGUGCUUCCCGGGGCUUCGUACAGGAUCCCGCGUGUUGACGCUGCUGGUGACAGGCCCCUGUGGACGAGGAGCCUAGACUUGCUCUGGUCACUCUGAAAACAGCUUUUAUGGGCCACUCGGUGGAUGCGUCCAAGUAGCCACUUUGUAGUGCGUGUUGCUUCCAAAAGACACCCCCCCCCCCGCCGUGAUGUGUGGCUGGCUGGGCAUGUGCUCUGCUCCCGGUCCACUCACCCUGGAAACUCACCCUCUCAUUUCCUUAUUUCCUUAUUCCUCAUGUCUCAACACUCUCACUCAUCGUCUGAGUGUUGCUGCUUCCUGCCCGUCCGCUCCAGUCGGCACAGUAUCCUCAGCGUAGUGGACCAGGUGGCGUGCGGAAGGUCGAAAUGAUGAACGUCUCUGCAGACGCUUGAAGGCCGAGAGCAGGAGGGCAGCGUAGCCUCCGGGCACGUGGCGAGGGGGCCCCAUGCCAGGUCCGAGCAGACGCUUCCGGGUGUCCUCGUGAAAAAGGCCUUCUUUGCCUUAGUAGCCAAUGGUGUUCGAGCAGCGCCACUGUGGGAGAGUAAGAAACAAAGUUUUGUAGGAAUGCUAACAAUUACAGACUUCAUAAAUAUACUACAUAGAUACUAUAAGUCGCCCAUGGUACAGAUUUAUGAAUUAGAGGAACAUAAGAUUGAAACAUGGAGGGAGCUUUAUUUACAAGAAACAUUUAAGCCUUUAGUGAAUAUAUCUCCAGAUGCAAGCCUCUUCGAUGCUGUAUACUCGUUGAUCAAAAAUAAAAUCCACAGAUUGCCAGUUAUUGACCCUAUCAGUGGGAAUGCACUUUAUAUACUUACCCACAAAAGAAUCCUCAAGUUCCUCCAGCUUUUUAUGUCUGAUAUGCCAAAGCCUGCCUUCAUGAAGCAGAACCUGGAUGCCCUUGGAAUUGGGACCUACCACAACAUCGCCUUCAUCCACCCAGACACUCCCAUCAUCAAAGCCUUGAACGUCUUUGUAGAAAGACGAGUGUCAGCCUUGCCUGUGGUGGACGAGUCAGGAAAAGUCGUAGAUAUUUAUUCCAAAUUUGAUGUAAUUAAUCUUGCUGCUGAAAAAACCUACAAUAACCUAGAUAUCACAGUGACCCAGGCCCUUCAGCACCGCUCCCAGUAUUUCGAGGGUGUCGUGAAGUGCAGUAAGCUGGAAAUCCUGGAGACCAUCGUGGACCGGAUAGUGCGGGCUGAGGUGCAUCGGCUGGUGGUAGUAAACGAAGCAGACAGCAUCGUGGGUAUUAUCUCCCUGUCGGACAUUCUGCAAGCCCUGAUACUCACGCCCGCAGGUGCCAAACAGAAGGAGGCGGAAGCAGAAUGACCACUGUGAGCGGAGAAGCCCUUGGAAGAGAACCUGAACAGAGAUUCUGGGUCACACUUUGCCUCAUGAACACUGACCGUGACAGAAGACAGUCAAAUGGCUAAGAAUGUAUAUCAGGGUUUAGUGAUGGGUAUUUUUUCCAGUGAUAUUGAAACUGAGCAUAAGAAACAGAGUUUAUGUGUUUGAAGAUUCAGGCUUGCAUUAAAAGACUGUUUUCAGACCUUUGUCUGAACGAUUUCAAAUGCUGUAUGUUAUUAAAGUGCACUGUGUCCUGAAAUUUUUAUUACUUUUCAUUUCAAAGAAUUCACUGGUCUGUAACAGGUAAUAUGACAUAAGGCGAGUGCAUGGCCUCUUCAGACCUAGUGCCUUAUGUCAGAACACGCGACAUGUCAUCACCGCGGCCCAUGGCAGCUGGAGCCACACGGUGCUGGGGCGUGAGAGUCUUUGGACCUUUACCAAAUCAGUUUGUUUUCAUUAGAUUUGUCGAACAGUUGUAAUUUGGAUAUAAAUAAUUACUUUAUAAAACUUUAAUGACAGUUUUAAGUGUUCUGAACUAUAAUGUAAACAAAACUGCUUUACAACAGCUUUAUUUAUUUUUACUUUCAUGCAAUUUUUUACACAUCGUGGUGGGGAAGCUUCACCGUACCCAUUAAUAAACCAUUGGUUGUUAUUUUUAAAUGGCAAUUUUCUCAUUUAAGUUUGGAUCUGGAGAGGAUAGGACUUCUAAAAUAGCCACUGUUAGGUUUUAAAAGCUGAAGAGUCUGAAAGCACAUGUGGAGACCUGCUCUGCUAGACUGGAAACAGGCAGCGGUUAUGAGGAAACAAAAGUGCCGGGAAGAUGUCUAUUUUUUUCUUGUGUAUUGAAAUGUAAAAUCAUGACGUUUGUAUGACUGCUGAUGCGAUUGUUUUUGUAAAUUUUAUUGUGGCAUAUACAGUAUUGUCAUAUGGUUGAGAAGAAACACAAUGUUUCCUAAUGUAAGUGCUCUGAAAAUGUCGACACUGUAUAUAUAUAUAUAUGAGUAUAGUUUGAUUUUUUUGUUUUGGGGUUUUUUUUUUGGCAGAUUGAAAAAUUAAAAUAAAUCUUAUUAUCGACCA
Messenger RNA from Ailuropoda melanoleuca (giant panda), 3142 nucleotides. RefSeq names its product protein kinase AMP-activated non-catalytic subunit gamma 2 (gene PRKAG2). The record is from RefSeq and is a predicted model, not a curated record. Gene Ontology annotation, molecular function: protein kinase regulator activity; AMP binding; protein kinase binding. Bases 1286 to 2047 code for a protein of 253 amino acids. Gene Ontology annotation, biological process: protein phosphorylation; regulation of catalytic activity. Gene Ontology annotation, cellular component: nucleotide-activated protein kinase complex; cytoplasm; nucleus. The transcript has 11 exons. NCBI's taxonomy places the organism in Eukaryota, Metazoa, Chordata, Mammalia, Carnivora, Ursidae.